Glycine soja is the source of this 1627-nucleotide messenger RNA. RefSeq names its product hydroxyproline O-galactosyltransferase HPGT2-like. The record is from RefSeq and is a predicted model, not a curated record. Gene Ontology annotation, cellular component: Golgi membrane. Gene Ontology annotation, molecular function: hexosyltransferase activity. The transcript is spliced from 12 exons. The coding region runs from base 152 to 1183 and encodes 343 amino acids. Lineage: Eukaryota; Viridiplantae; Streptophyta; Magnoliopsida; Fabales; Fabaceae.
ACAUCAUUUAUAUAUCAGUUUCACAAAACCAUAAAAAAAAAACUUAAAUUGAAAACAGAGUCCUUCCUUGUCUGUUAUCACUGUGUAAGCAGUGAUCGAUUCUGCGAACUGCGAUUCGCAUCGCCAAUUCAAAAGCGUUCGUUCGUCGGAGAUGGAGACGCUACCGACGACGACGACAAAGCGAGGAGGAGCGAGAUCGAAGCCCGUUCAGACCUCGAAAUCGUCUCUCGUUAUGGCCUUCUUCUCCUGCGUCGCGUGGCUCUACGUCGCCGGAAGGUUAUGGCAAGACGCAGAGAAUCGCAAUUUACUCGCUAGUCUUCUGAAAAAGAAUUCAGCUCAGAGGCCUAAGGUUCUUACAGUGGAAGAUAAGUUAAUGGUGCUUGGGUGCAGGGAUCUGGAGAGGAGGAUUGUGGAAGCUGAGAUGGAAUUGACAUUGGCUAAGAGCCAAGGGUACCUAAAGGGGCAAGGCCAGAGAAGCGGCUCUUCUGAUCGUAGGCUUCUUGCUGUUAUCGGAGUGUAUACUGGAUUUGGGAGUAAAUUGAAGAGAAAUGUUUUCAGGGGGUCUUGGAUGCCCAGAGGUGAUGCCUUGAAAAAACUUGAAGAAAGAGGAGUGGUCAUACGUUUUGUUAUUGGUCGGAGUGCUAAUCGAGGUGAUAGCUUAGAUCGCAAUAUUGACGAGGAAAAUCGCACAACAAAGGAUUUCCUGAUUCUUGAAGGUCAUGAGGAAGCUCAAGAAGAGUUGCCUAAAAAAGUUAAAACCUUCUUCAGUACUGCAGUUCAGAACUGGGAUGCUGACUUUUAUGUAAAAGUUGAUGAUGGCAUUGAUAUUGAUCUCGAGGGUUUAAUUGAACUUCUUGACCGUCGUCGUGGUCAGGAUGGGGCAUAUGUUGGAUGCAUGAAGUCAGGAGAAGUGAUAUCAGAAGAGGGAAAGCCAUGGUAUGAACCUGAUUGGUGGAAAUUUGGGGAUGAAAAAUCGUAUUUCCGACAUGCGGCUGGUUCACUUGUUAUAAUUUCAAAGAAUUUGGCACAAUACAUUAAUAUAAACAGUGUAUCUUUGAAGACAUAUGCCUAUGAUGAUACAUCAUUGGGAUCAUGGAUGAUGGGCGUCCAAGCAACUUACAUAGAUGACAGUCGGCUUUGCUGCAGUAGUAUCAGACAAGACAAGGUAUGCUCCUUGGCUUGAUUGGAGGAUCACAAGCACAUUCUUCCCUACUCUUAUGGGAACUCACACAAUUUGUCUGAAAAUCAGUAUCAGUUGAACAUUAUGUUCACUCUUUUCAGUUGCAUACUGCCUUGAGAGCUUUGUAGACAAUAUCAAUAUAAUUCCUUUCUAGAUCCAGUUAUCUGUUCAUUCUUUUAGAUGCUAGCAGCGAAAUUGAGGGAUAACUACUGAUUACGGAGUUCAGCCAUUGGUGCUCAAUUGCUAUUUUCGGGGGUGAUAUGAUUGUAGUUUUACUCUGCUAUUGGAUAUACACAACUUCUGUUGAUGACCAAAUAUUGAAGAGAAAAAAAAAACUAUAUACUAAAUAUUGAUGUAUUGAACCGCUGACGAACUAAUUGUAGACUUUGUUGCACUGAAAUUUUGCUGCAACUCAAUUUAUUUAUGAUGCUUUUGCCUUUCGUAUUA